Molecule: messenger RNA, 281 nt
Organism: Aspergillus novofumigatus IBT 16806
Lineage: Eukaryota; Fungi; Ascomycota; Eurotiomycetes; Eurotiales; Aspergillaceae
Exons: 1
Coding region: 50-205 (51 amino acids)
Source: RefSeq, a predicted model, not a curated record
CCUUCACCAACCACCUAAGUCCUUUACCGUCUGCCAUCCAUUUUUCAGAAUGAGUUUCACCAAGGUCAGCUUUCCCUCCAAUGGUGUCAUCGUCGUCGGUGACUUCUAUGCUCCGGCUCCUGGAACUCCGAACCGUCGCGGCGGUGUAGUUGUUACAUUAGCUGUUGCUAUGCAAUCAGUCAACCCAUCAUACAUAGUUAACUAACGUAUUGGUAUAAUGUGGACAAAUAGUCCGAGAGCUCUCCGCCAUUGGCUGCAUAUGCUCUAGAGGUCAAAUGUGC